AUGGAUACACACCGAGAGAGUUUCAUCUCUUCCCGAGUCGCGAUUGAGGUGCCCAGGACGGAGGCCCAAAAUUUCACCCUUAAUGUUGUAAUGGUAGUGGUCUCUCUCCUGUCGAUGUUGGGCUCGGUAUGGAUCAUUCUCAGCUUUGCGUGCUUCAAGAGUCUACGAAGCUUCCGCCACGAACUGAUCCUAGGGCUUGCAGUGAGUACUGGCCUCAUGGCCCUCAACAUCCUUUCAUCCGCCUGUAUGAAGCUUGCUGGAAAUUCCAUCGGCCAACCGAGUCGGGCCAAGUACUGCAGUUUCAACGGAUUCGUAACCCAGGCCUUCGUAUUCGUGAUCGCUAUUUGCUCGUACUUUAUUCUCGUCGACUGCAGACGUGCGGUCGCCUGGGUCCAUAAACACUCCUGGUUCAUGUUUUUGAUUCCCUGGAUUCUCAGCUGUACCCAGGCGAUCAUCGAACUGGUCGUCGUGGGGUACGGUGAUAUCGGCGUUUGGUGCUGGUUCACCUCGGACAAAACGCGACUUUUCGUCAACUACAUCCCUCGAUGGCUGAUAAUCAUGGCCAUGCUCGCUAUGUACACCCACCUAUAUUUUUUCUUUCGUAAAGCCCACAACAGCUGCGUGGAUUGGGAUGUCCAUUCGAGAGGCGCCGCUGGUAACCUCGACCCGCGGGUUUCUGGAAACGAGGCUCAAAGCAAACAGAAGCUCAAGAAACUUGCUCGACUCAUGCUCAUAUAUCCCUUCGCCUACAUCCUCAUCUGGAUCCUGCCGACGGGGAUCCGCAUCUACCAAGCCACCAAAGAGAUUCCCGCGCCGUUCGCGCUGCAGACGUUGGAUAAGUCGUGUAUCGUGAUCCAGGGGUUCAUCGAUGCCGUUAUAUAUGGCGUUACCGAGACGUCGCUCAGCAGUUGGAAAAACCUGAUCUUCCCAGACAAGUUCCCCUUCGUCCUCGAGAUCACGUGCCCGACGGCGGCCGUGAAUGAGCUGCCCCGGAUGCCAAGAGCAAGGCUGAACAGCGACAGCGACAAGGGGUUGGGGAGUUCCAUGCGUGAGAGCACAAUCUCUUCCUUUGGCGGAGUCGAGCCGAGGGAUCUGGAGCAGGGAGAGAUUAUAUCCCAUACAGCAAUUUAA
Molecule: messenger RNA, 1131 nt
Organism: Pseudomassariella vexata
Lineage: Eukaryota; Fungi; Ascomycota; Sordariomycetes; Amphisphaeriales; Pseudomassariaceae
Exons: 6
Coding region: 1-1131 (376 amino acids)
Biological process (GO): adenylate cyclase-activating G protein-coupled receptor signaling pathway
Cellular component (GO): plasma membrane
Molecular function (GO): G protein-coupled receptor activity
Source: RefSeq, a predicted model, not a curated record